Molecule: messenger RNA, 5223 nt
Organism: Parasteatoda tepidariorum (common house spider)
Lineage: Eukaryota; Metazoa; Arthropoda; Arachnida; Araneae; Theridiidae
Source: RefSeq, a predicted model, not a curated record
AUGAAUAAUUUCCAGUUUCAACAAAGGAAGAAAAAUUUAAGAAGACAAUAUAUGCCACUCAAUCCAUAUUACAUGAGUUUACAAAACAUUGAGGAUUUGCCUUCGAGCGAUAGACAGCAAUCAGAAAAUGAUUACGAAAACACAUUCUUCUACCAGACACACGGAAUAGAAAUAAAAGAAGAAGUACUUGAAACGUCCCCGAUCAGCACAGAUGCGGAUGAAUCAGUACCAGAACCUAGUAGCUCUACAGGAGUUCAAAAUAAUAUUCAGCAAUCAUCUACCUCUUUUAUGGAUACAACCUCGAACAUCAAUCAAUCAUCUCCAUCUCUUUUGGGUACAACCUUAGACAUCAAUCAAUCACCUGCUUUUUUUGUGGGUACAAAUUCAGAAAUCAAUCAAGUCAGCUCCGAAGAUUCCACUCCUUUUCAAACUAUUGAUAUCAAUCCACCGAUAUUAACGCGAGAAGAUGUCGAAAUGGAUAACAUGGAGACACAUGAAGCUAAUCAGCUUCAAACGACGACUUUAUUAACAGACUCGGGAUUAAACAAGAAUAGUAACUAUUGGCAACGAAUUUCACAUGAAAAUCCAUCAAUGUCAGAUUUAAGUUUAUCCAAAAGAAGCGAUGAUAAGCCACGUGAACGACGAAUCUGUAGUAGUCUAGAGAAUCAAUCAAAUGCUUCUAACAAAAAUAAUAUUUCUUCGUCCAUCGGAAACUCAGAUCGUGGUCGAUUAAAUGGUUCAGUGACUGGGCCAAAAAGUAUCAGCUUGAAGAGGAAGUUCAAUCGGGCUCAAAAUCAAAGCUGGACCAUUGACAAAGCACAGAAUUAUCAAACUGAAGAGAAUGCAGCAAAAAAUAAAUUUCGAACAAGGUCAGAAAACCGUGAAGAGAACGAUAAAAAUAUUUCUCUUCAGGGCAGAGAACUAGAAAAUCAGGAUGAUCUUCGAAAUCAUAACCUAUUCAAUACCACGUCUCCUGCAUCAGCCUCGGCUAUAGAGCCUGAAAUAGACUCAAACUCAUUUAAUCAAACAAUAAGUCAGGUUGAUUCAAAUAAUAAGAACCAUAGAGAAGUUAUCAGAAACAAGAGGACAGAAACUGAACAAGAUUUUUUCUCCCAAACACAAAACGAAAUUCGUCAGAGCAAUAAUAGUAAUCUCAACACAGAAACAAAUGAGAAUAACCUUUAUAAUAACACAUCUGAUAGCAGAAACAAAAAUCUAUUUUCGAACGAUUUUUACAUAAAUGAAGCAACAGGUAUUAAUAACAAUGCUAUGACUUCAAUACCCUCUGGUAAUGAUCCGGAAGGUAGCAGAAAUUCCCAACAUAACACUGAAAGCAAAAACGAACAUAAUUUAAUUAAUAAAAUAACUCCUUUUUGUUUAAAUACCUCAACUCCACCAGGAAUCGAAAAUAUUAGUCAGCCGAGUCAAGAUGAAGUUUUAGAAUCCGAUAAAAAUGAAUCUAAAACAAACGCUGAAAUAGAAAUGAUAUCAGAUGACUCUGUUUCCGCCAUCUUUGCUUCAGACUCUCCAAAUGUUCCAAUGCAAUACAUAGAUCCCAAUCAACAGUUACUUGGAGAAAACGGUAAAGAGAUAAACUUUUGCUUGGAAAAUAAUAAUAUGUAUUCAAAUAACAUUGCUUACACAGAAGAAAAUUCAGAAGUUUUCCAUGAGAAUACAAACGUCCCUAUAACCUCUAAUAACAUGAAUUACAAUGAUCCUUCCUUUGUCAAUUCACACAUGACGAAUGUUUCGAAUAUGUUUCUAAAUAUUGCAUCAGAUUUUUUCUACGAAGCAGACGGCGUAAUAGUUCCUUAUAGCUCAGAAAAAGAAACUUCGAGUUUACUUAUGAAUCGCACAAGUACCGGCAUUUAUAACAACAACACUGGCUUGCCCUCUAUUGUAUCGAACCAUCCGAAUGAACACUCUAAUAAUAAUACGUUUCAGAAUUUUUCGAAUUAUCGAAACUUUGCGGAGCUCCCCGAAAAUUCAGAAACACCUCUGCAAGUCAAUUCAAAUGAUGAUGAUUUCGAUGAUAUCAAAAUUCUCUAUCAAAGCAGUGUAAAAACAAGUGUAAUUCAAACUAGUGACUCUGAAAUUGGGAAUUAUACUCAAAUGAAAUCUGGGUCUGUUUUAACGAUGGUAGAACCCAUCCAAAACUCAGAUGAUUCUUAUUCAGCUCCUAACACUGAUAAUCAAGCUGCUUACAAUAACUCACAUAAUUUCGAUCAAACAAAUUACAAUAGUACAAGUGAACCAUCCGUUGACACUGUGAAAGAUUUGGCUGAUGCAAGUGGAGUUACAGACGACGACAUAAUAUUUAUUGGAAGAAUUAUAAGGACUUUGGCUACCUCUACAGACCCUACAGUAUUUGAUACCAGGACAAAGUUUGAGUUCGCCUGCAUUGAUUUACAAGAUGUUAAAACUUACCUUCGAGUUACAAAUACAAAAAAUUCAAAAAGUUAUCUUUGUCAUCCACUAAGCCAAGCAAAAUCUGUUGAAAAUAUUCAAGCCUUUAACUAUUGUCAACAAACUUCGAAUUAUAAAUCGAGUUCAGAAAGUUCUAUCAACCACUUAGAUCAUAAUAUAAACAACGAACAACAAUUAUGUCCUAACUACUCAGAUGCUAUUCAAAACAUAAAGCAGGAGACAGAUGAAAAUUCUAAUUUCAAAAUAUUUUACUGGGAAAUGUCCGGGCCUCCUAGAAGUAACACAGAAAGCGUUGGAAGUUUUAACUCCCAUUCGACAUCUGUGUCCGCAACUUUUAAUCUUGCAAUGGAUCCUGAAAGCAAGGGAAAUCCAUACAGGUUUCUAGGAUUAAGUGAUUACCACGCAGACGCUAUAUUUGACAUUCUCAAAAGCAAACUUUUACCCCUUGUGCCCCAUGGGCAGCUGCAAGAAGAGAGUAAAAGCUUCGCUGAAAUGAGUUGUAGCGUAACUUCGCAAAACAACAUUCGCAAUGUUGGUGCCAGUAACUCAGGUCAACAUUUCAUGCAACAGUUGGUGCAUUAUCCGUCAUCUAACAGUAUGUGCAAUUCUUUUGAACAAACGACAAGCUGUGGCAUUCCAGACACAUUGCCAGAAAACAAUGAUGGAACAGGUUUUAACAGCAAAGAACCUCUAAAUUACAACUAUAGAGCUCCAAUUCAUAAUAAUGGCAUUUUGGCAGAAAAUGUGAUUCCUUUAUUUCAAAAUAAACAAAUCAGUGGUGGGUCAGAAUCUGGCCAUACCAAUGCAUUGCAAAAUUUUAAUUCGAAAAGACAAGUGCACUCAAAAUAUUAUAGAAACUUGGGAACCAUGGCUCCAGGUAGGUUGUAUAAUCAACAGGCUUACCAUAAUCAGCCUGCAUUGAAAAACUCUGUGAGUUAUCCUGCAUCCCAACAACAUUUUUUUCAACAUAAUAAUACACCGAAUCUUGAUUCCAAUAACGAAAAUCAAAGUAAUGUGAAUGUGCAUGCGAAUAACUUCAACUCUUAUAACCACGAACCAGAACAAAAUCUAUAUGAAUGUAAUUCAUUUCAAAGCCAGUUACCAACGGCUCACUUAUCCAAAGGACCAAAUCGAUGCGUAACUGUCAUAAAUACUAAUGCUGCACUUGGAUCGAUGGGGCAGAACUACAACAAGAAUACAAGCCAACGAUUUGAUGAAAGCCGUGGAAUUUCAACAAUUUAUCAGUAUUCAAAUCCAGUCUACGAUAAUAUAUCUGACGAUAAUAGCUCUUUUCCUGCGAUCCAAAAUACGGAAUCAUUUCCCCAAAAUAUAUCUUUUGGAAAUAAAUCUCGCAAUAUAGUUAACCCUAAUGCUAUCAACGAGAAUUUUCGAAAUCGGGAAAUUAUCCUCCCGCCAUCGCUAGAUUCUAACCAGUCGAAAUCCAUAGAACUGCUUCAACAACUUUCUCUAAAACCGUACAACAAAGUUAACAAUCUUAAUCAACGAGAAGAAAAUGUACACUUUAAAGUAACCAAAGGUGGUGCCGCAUAUUCCUAUGAAAUGAGAAGGCACGAAAUUUCUCAUCAAAAUGAUCAAGAAAUUGAACGAAGGCUUCUUCUGCAUACUAGUGGGAAUAUUGUACAGGAAAGCACAAAUGCAAAACUUCGACGGUCAAGGAAAGCUCCAUACACACAAGCUAUUAUGGAUGCGAAUGUUUGUAAUAAUAGAUUUCGAAGAUUACCCUCAAGCGAGCAAAACAUUUAUAAAUACGAAAGACAAUCCUUAACGGAAAGAAAUCCUUCAGCGCACACUGAAAAUCUAAAUCAUCAACCAUAUAUGGGUAUUUACUGCCAACACACUAACACCCCAAUGUUUGUAAGGAAUGCAAGUGGGAACAACCAUGUUAUCAAAACAAUGAAUUCAAGUAAAGCCAUAGAUUUGUCGAACCGAGAACAGACUGGGAAUAACAUUUCAUCUCCUGCCUCAUUACCAACAUCGUCUUUUUCGAAUCCUCCUUUACAAAUCAUUCCAUCAAACUUAAAUUUAACUACGCCGUCAACUAGUCAACAGUUCAUCAGCACUACUGAUGAGCAGACGAUAAGGAACAUCUACCAAAAUAUUGAAACGCCUCGUGUAGAACAAAGGCAGAGUAGAAGAUUGAAUAGAUUGAACAGCUGUGAUGGAAAUAACGCACUUGUCGAUAGGAACGUAAAUGCUUCAGUUAGUGAAAAUGAAACCCAAAGAAUAAUAAGAGGCAUAAAAUCUGCUUACGUCGAGAAAAGAUAUCAAGAUAUGCUAAACAUUUUGCAAGAGAAUCAAUUUCUUCCAUGCUACCACAAAGAACUUCAGUCGUAUUGGAUAAAAGGACAUCACCUUUUAGAAUACCCCUCCCAACACUGUGAUGAUAUCAAUAAAGUCGUAGUUAGGUCUGGUGAAGAAUAUCGAUUACGUACUCAAUAUCCGUAUCCAGCAGGCAUUUCCAGCAAACCCCAAGAAAUUCUAGCUAUUAUUUUUGAAGAUGAUAAAUAUCCAUCACUUCAAAAACGGCAAACAUUAGCAGGUGAAGUGGGCUAUACUGAAAAACAAGUUAACACAUGGUUCAAAAAUCGAAGACAAAGAGAUAGGAAAAGAGACAAAGAUGAACGACAAGAAGUAAUCAUAAACUCGCUUCGACAUGGCCUGCCGAACAAUUUUGAGGCAAAUAUAAAACCAGGACGUGGUAGAGGACGUGGAAGAGGACGAGGUAGAGGAAAAUAUAGUCCAUAUAUAAACCAGUACGAAAAUGUAAGAGAAUGA